CUGUAUAGAUGGUUUUGGUAUUGUCGCCAAUUUACAGUAAAUCUUACGGGUUUCUCACAUAAGAUUCGGCCGAUAGAGUGAAUCGUAGGGAAGCGCGCUCUUUGGCUUUGGCCGGAGGAUCAGUGGCCCCGCGCCCCGUUUAAUGGAUCCGACUAUCGGUUGGUAUCAACCGGAGCAGUUCGGCCCCGCGAAGGACUUGUGGCUACACAUUUGGGAGGCCGAGAAGGGACUCGAUAUCUUAACCCUGAAGAACGACAGCUCUUCGGGCACGAUGGUCGGUAGCGGGAACAAACUCCAACAGGACUACAUUCCGCUCGAGUCCGUUAACAAUCGGCUCGGCGAGGAGCGAACCAACCCUCGGGUUCAACAUAACACCUGCAACAAUUAUUACAACCCCUCGCGCAGGAAAACCGAUAACCGUGCUAGCACCUAUGGUAUGAACUACAAUUACGAGGCCCUCGUCGGUGAGUACGGCGGCUGUCCUUGGCGCCAACCCAACAAGCAUUAUUCCAAAGGAGUCGUCGGAUUGCACGAGGAAAUAGAAGACUUCUUUACAUAUAUGUGUCCUUCUAAUGAGGAACAUAAUUUACGUGUACGUGUUGUAAAAAGGAUAGAACAAGUUAUAUAUGAUCUCUGGCCUGAUUCGAAAGUGGAAGUUUUUGGAAGCUUUCGUACUGGCCUAUACUUACCCACAAGUGAUAUUGAUCUAGUAGUAAUUGGCAUGUGGACGAACCUUCCAUUGCGCACCUUAGAACGUGCACUAUUGGACCAAAACAUUGCCGAGCCAUGUUCCAUCAAAGUCUUGGACAAGGCUAGUGUGCCAAUAGUUAAGCUCACUGAUAAGGAAACCGAGAUUAAGGUGGACAUCAGUUUCAAUAUGAGCAAUGGUGUUAAAUCUGCAGAGCUGAUUAAAUCUUUUAAAAGGCGGUAUCCGGUACUGGAUAAACUGGUCAUGGUACUGAAACAAUUCCUCUUACAGAGAGACCUUAACGAAGUGUUCACGGGUGGCAUAUCCUCGUAUAGUUUAAUACUCAUGACUAUUAGCUUCUUGCAGUUGCAUCCCAGACAAAAUGCUCAUUGUUCGAACGCUAAUUUGGGUGUACUGUUAAUUGAAUUUUUGGAACUGUACGGUAGAAAAUUCAAUUAUGUUAAAACCGGUAUUCGAGUCAAAGAUGGUGGUACUUACAUAUCUAAGGAAGAGGUUCAACGUGAUAUGAUUGAUGGGCAUCGACCUUCGCUACUUUGCAUAGAAGAUCCCCUUACUCCUGGAAAUGAUAUUGGUCGUAGUAGUUAUGGAGCUCUCUAUGUUAAAGAUGCGUUCGACUGGGCCUAUUAUGUGUUAUCUCAAGCCGUCAGUCCGCUCAAUAUUUUAAUCAACGACGCGAGCAAAGUUAGUAUAUUGGGAAGAAUAAUACGUGUAACGGAUGAAGUGAUAUAUUACCGAAAAUGGAUCAAAGAAACAUUCCCAUUAUCCCUGGGUGAGGUGGAUUCCCUCUCUAGCUCAACUGGCUCUGACGCAUCCACUCUGUCCGCUCCAGCUAGUGAUACGGACUCAGAAUGCAGUCGCGGAAAUUCUCCCAACACGGGGGGAAAGGGAGAAGACAGAUACAAAGACAGACAUACAUACAAUAACCAACAGUCUCAUCAUCAGUGUAAGAAGCAAUAUAAAUCAACCACUCAUGUGAACCAUCAACAUAAUUCCAGAGGAAAUUAUCCACGCGGAAUAAACAAUAACUCAACCGGGCAAAACAAAGCAAAGAACGCUCAGCAUGGUAGCAAUAACAACAGCAGCAGUCAGAGUCCUCAUUCAAGAGGGUAUACAGUGAAACGUAAGAAGCAGCACGUUGCUCAUCGCGCCCCUGGAGAUUGCGUACGGUGAUGAAGCGCAUCUCGUGUUCCUACGUGUUAAUAUUCAAAGUAAUCAUUUAUAAGAUCGGUGAACAUUGUUUCAAGUGAUUGUUCACCCCGAAAAGCGCAGUAUGAAUCUUAGCAAUACUUGGCGCAGUCCAGAAGAUGGGUAACUAUCAUUGUAUCACGAUUGAUGCGUUUUACAUUUCUUUUUAUUUCUAACUAGACUCAAAAGUCCAUCGCAUCUACUAUUACUACUCAGCAUUUUACUUUCAAGGAUAACUUACUUUAUUUUUGUCGGUGUACAAGGUACCGUUGAAAGCCUACUUUAGCUUUUACUGUCUCUAAAUAAUCGGUCUUAAUUGAAGUGUACGAACCAAAGAGCUCCUGCAGCAUUAUGAUGUAGAUCGCUAAGUUUUCUCGCUCGUUAUUAUACUGUGAUCCAUCCUAUAUCUUUUAUUGCAACGAUUUUUUUUUUUAAACUUCGACCGUGUAGUUGCCUCGGCUGCUAUUCAUAUAGUAUUAUGCACCUAUCGCCAUCAUUAAAUAUAGGAUUGUGUUCAUAGAGUCACACGCUAUACGAAAAACUCCGCGAUGAAGUCACAAUUAAAAUGCUAUGGAUUAUGAUACAUCUCCCCCCCCCCACACACACACCUUCCCCAAAUUUCACGGUACUGUAAGGCGUGUACUCGUAGCUAUGAUAAAGACUUAGUUUUCUAUAUGAAACUAUAUUCUUAUAAUGUGAGAGUGAAAGAAAAUUUGGUGAUAAAGGGACGUGCCCGAUGUAAAUAUUGUAAUAUACUCGAAAACAUGUGAAAAUAUGGAACAUUAAGUUUAACAGUUACCUAGCACUCACCCACACUCAUACACGCAACACGCACAUUUUUUAGUGUCAAGCGUUUCCAAACAGAUAUUUCGCGUAACGAUUGUGACACUGAGUUUUGAUAUGGAUAAAAUCCAUAUUCAUUCAUAUUUGACAUUGUCUCUUUUUUGUAAUAUAUGUAAUUUUUCUCCUAGCUGCAGAGCCAUUUGUACAGUUAUAGCCGUGUAGUUCUUUCCAUCAUGUAUAAAUUUGUAUGCAAGUCAGUUUGAAUGUUUUCUUCCGUAUGAAUGAGCCUAAUAGUUAUUAACGCUGCUGUAUAACUUAUUGUAAUUUGUACAAACUUACGAAAGACUGUGCACAUAAACCAAGCGGUCUUUGUAAGAUAUCACUUUAUUUAUAUACAAUACUGUAUUAUAAUCUCAAGUACAAACAUAUAGUUAAUUACGUUUCAUAAUAAAAAAAAAAGUUGGAGCCUAAAAAGAAUAUUUUACUGCCAAAUACAACAUCCGAUCUGUCACACUUUGAUUAUUUUCUUGCUUGUUAAGAUCCUGUGUGUUUUACUUGAUUUAUACAACUUGCAAUAAAUAGUUGCUGUUGGGUACAGAAAAAAAUUUAAACGCAAA
Orussus abietinus is the source of this 3294-nucleotide messenger RNA. RefSeq names its product non-canonical poly(A) RNA polymerase protein Trf4-1. The transcript has 8 exons. The record is from RefSeq and is a predicted model, not a curated record. NCBI's taxonomy places the organism in Eukaryota, Metazoa, Arthropoda, Insecta, Hymenoptera, Orussidae. Gene Ontology annotation, biological process: RNA 3'-end processing. Gene Ontology annotation, cellular component: nucleolus; TRAMP complex. The coding region runs from base 143 to 1879 and encodes 578 amino acids. Gene Ontology annotation, molecular function: mRNA binding; poly(A) RNA polymerase activity.